This is a messenger RNA of Leishmania mexicana MHOM/GT/2001/U1103, 2319 nucleotides long. Its product is annotated as putative RNA-binding protein. The transcript has a single exon. Bases 1 to 2319 code for a protein of 772 amino acids. Lineage: Eukaryota; Euglenozoa; Kinetoplastea; Trypanosomatida; Trypanosomatidae. The record is from RefSeq and is a predicted model, not a curated record. Gene Ontology annotation, molecular function: mRNA binding. Gene Ontology annotation, cellular component: cytosol.
AUGCCGCCUGGAAGAGGCCGAGGCAGCUUUCAAAGCCGCGGUGGGAGUCGCCAUGCUGGUGGCGGCAACCGGGGGCGCGGGGGUGCUGCAGCGGUAGCUCACAAAUCCGCCCCUGCGCGAGUGACGCGCUCCGCCGUGCCCGCCUUCCCAGUUGUAUCUCGCGGCGGUGAACCCGCUGAGCCGACGACCUCAUCUGCGCGUCUUGCGCCGCUCCAGCGGACGCUGCAGCGGCAAGAGCCGCAAGGCAGCCGCAGCACGCAUGACGACGGCGGUGACGACGCCCCACCGGUGGCGGUGAGCGCGCGUCGUGGACCGGCGUCAGCGGGCGAGGAAGAGAGCGGCGGCUUUAUCCCACCUAGGUCGCAGAAACAGCAGCGCGGCCGCGGCCGCGCCGUGGAUCGUGGCGGCUGCGGACGGGGUGACGGGGGUGGCGGUGCUCGAGGACGCGGCGGCGAAGGCGGGUUUCCUGGCGAUCGUGGCGGCUUCCGCGGUCGCGCCUCUGCGUCGUCCGCUUCCGCCUUCUCGUCUCGUGGCCGCGGGCGCGGCGGCUCUCCGUAUUCCCCGCACCGCGGUGGGCAUGAUAGCAGUGCCUCUCACCAUGGCGAGGAAGAUCACGAUAGCGACGAGGAGGCGGGCUUCGAUUCGAACGCAGCUAAGAGUGGCCCUCGCACCCACGUCAUCACCACCGUAACUGCCAGCGGCACGGAGCUUCCGAAGAAGCUCAACACGAAGGUUUUCAUCGAUGGCCUGCCGUACACGUACGCCGCCGAGCCUGGGAAGCCCACGCUGGAAGAAGAGGUGCUACAGUUCGCGUCGGCGUGGAAGGUUGGCAAGCCGCUGCGUCUCAUUAAGAAGCCUGGGCAGGGAUUUGGCUUCCUCGUGCUUCAGUCCCCCAACAGCGUCUCCACCGCCGUGCGGGUGCUGAAUGGCCGCAAGUUCCUCGGCCGCACCCUCCGCGUUGAGGAGCCGAAGCCGAAGGACUUGGAAAAGAUGAAGGACAUUGGUGGGAUGAAGGACAUGGGGAAGGACAGCUUCAGGCGACAGGUGCUGCUCACAGACUUGGCCAAGGUGGCGCAGCCAGAGAUCAUCCGCGAGGUACUGCGCGACGUUGCCCCGCAGCUGGAGAAGAAGCUGGAGGCGAUUAAAAUGACCUCGCAGAACCGCAAAGCCUUCCUGACCUUCGAGACGGAGGCGGAGGUGACGCCGGCCAUUACCUUCCUCGACGGCUUUCACCUCCUUGGGCGGCGUAUCAGCGCCACGAAGGCGGCGGCGCCCGGCUCGCUGCCCUACUCACACGGUGUCGUCAGGACGUCACACGGGGCUGGCGGGCUUGCUGGCAAGAGCACCGCGGCUGUCUCGCCCGCGGCCGGCGGGCCUGCGGUUGCGGAGGCUGAUGACGACGAGGAGCUCACCGUCAUGCCGCUCGGCUUGGAGCCGGCCAAGGUGGCCUCUGCCGUGACCCGUCGCUGCGCACAUGUCGAAAAUGCGUCAGCUUCUGCCACCGGUGCGGCGAGUAACGUCACGGGGCGGACGGAGAAGUACAACCUCCUCGACGACGGCCCCAAAGACAUUUAUGUGGGGAACGUCGGUGAGGAUGUGACGGAGGCGAUGCUGCGGCAGCACUUCGCGCCGUGCGGGGCAAUCCGCAAGUGCGAGAUCCUCGUGCACCCAGAGACGCACCUAUCCAUUGGUAUUGCCCACAUCGAGUUUGCGCUGCCAGCCUACGCUGCAUAUGCGCAGGAGCGCUAUCACGGCUCGCGUCUACGCGGCUGCGUCCUUCGCGUGGAUCGCGGCGAGACGGCAAGUGGGCCUCUUGUGGCGGAGUUGCCUCCGGAGGAGGCGGAGGAGGACUAUGACGAGGACGUUUACAUGGAGCGCUACGGCGUGAAGGACAAAAGGAAGUACUUUAAGGGCACGUCGGUCGCGGCCGCGAUGGGCGCUGACCCGAACGCGGACGAUGAUGAAGACGACGGCAGCGACAUUGAGGACGCGCUCACGGGACGCGCCAAGAACGCCUCGAGCAAGAAGAACGGCAAGCGCGAGCGUGGGGAUGCCAAGGCGGCGGCACGGGAGCCGGCAGCGGCAGCGAAGCGCCAGCGCACCGAGGCUCCGGCAUCAAGGGCCAAGCCAGCCAUAGCCGUCGUGGCUGCCAACGACAACGACGACGACGACGAGGAGCACUUCUUCGAUGCGGAUACCGUCGCGGUUGCAGGUGCCGGAGCCUCGUCUCGUGCCUCGGGGCAGAAGACGGUGAAAAAGAUCGCUGCUGAUAAGCGACGAUCUGGCAAGGGCAACCAUAAGAAGGCGAAGAAGCGGUGA